ACUUCUUCGAGUUCUCGCAUCUGUCAGUUGUAUGACGUAGCCAACAGUUGCUCUCAUGGGUCGCCGCCAUCGUCGUUCGAAGGUCACUCGCGUGGUGAACCUCGUCAAGAAGAUCAUCGCUUUCUUCUUCUCGCACAUCGGUCUGUGUGCACUGGUGGUCGUUAUGCGUUGCUGGGAGCGGUGAUAUUCCAGGCUGUCGAAGGUCCACAUGAAGAGCAGAUUCAAUCAUCUGUGACGGCAGCUACGUUAGCAGAGCGGCUUGACGUGCGUUGUGGAUAUGCCACAUUCAGAGCGUGA
This is a messenger RNA of Ostertagia ostertagi, 297 nucleotides long. The record is from the annotation of a GenBank genome assembly. NCBI's taxonomy places the organism in Eukaryota, Metazoa, Nematoda, Chromadorea, Rhabditida, Trichostrongylidae.